This is a messenger RNA of Exophiala bonariae, 1956 nucleotides long. RefSeq lists its product as uncharacterized. Lineage: Eukaryota; Fungi; Ascomycota; Eurotiomycetes; Chaetothyriales; Herpotrichiellaceae. The transcript has 2 exons. Gene Ontology annotation, molecular function: oxidoreductase activity. The record is from RefSeq and is a predicted model, not a curated record. The coding region runs from base 1 to 1956 and encodes 651 amino acids.
AUGCGAGCACAAACAAUAUCAAAGUCUCUCAGUGUUAGCAACGAUUUAUUUGGCAUCCGCCCUGAACUGACGCUGGGUACCGCGAGCAUGUCGUUCUUCCAGGCAAGCGACUGGCACGAGGGUGAAAAAGCCAUCCAUAAGCGUGCCCAUCUCGACUUCCGAGAGGAUAAUCCGACUUCGCCAUUCCUUACGCCCAUGGCCGCGUAUCAGAUUUCUCGGUAUCCAUUGAUGGCCAUCGGAACACUUGACGAACAUGACCGGCCCUGGUGUACCAUAUGGGGCUCUGGUGAACCACCUCUGUCACAACCAGUAGCGCAGAGCGUGAUCGCUAUCAAGAGCGAAGUGGACGCGAGUUUCGAUCCCGUCGUUCAGGCGAUAUGGAAGGGUCAAGACAACGGAGAUAUCAUCCGCGAGGAGGGUGAUGGCAGGAUCGUCAGCGGGCUGAGCAUCCAUUUGGAGGAACGGGGUAGGGUUAAGCUAGCAGGAAGGCUCAUCGCUGGUGCGCUAGAUGCAAGUCAAGGAGGAUCGAAACAGCCGAACGAGGGUAAAUCAGGAUCAAUUCAGCUCGUCGCCAAAAUCGAACAAAGUCUCGGAAACUGUCCGAAAUACCUAAACAAAAAAAUCAUCACAUCCUCCACACCGAAGCCAAUACUACUCUCAGAGUCUCCACACUUGUCGCAGGAGGCGCUCAAUUUGAUUGAAAAAGCGGACAUGUUCUUCGUCGCCUCAGCACAUGAGCACGAAGACAUGGACGCAAACCAUCGCGGAGGGCCGCAAGGUUUUAUUCGCAUAGAACAGCCCGAGGACCCAGAGGAAGGGAGCAUCCUUGUCUGGCCAGAAUAUAGCGGGAACAACCUAUACCAGACACUUGGAAACCUUGAAGCUACGCCCAAGGCAGGCCUUGUGAUCCCAGACUUCGAGACAGGAGACGUUCUCUACCUCACAGGGAAUACCAGGAUUCUUGUAGGUGCAGAGGCAAGUCGAAUGAUUGCAAAGACAAAACUCGCAGUCCGUCUCAACAUCACGGCAGCUCGACUUGUUCAGAACGGUCUUCCAUUUCGCGGCACACCAGUCGACGAUGCAACUAGCGGCCGCUCCCCAUAUAACCCACGUGUUCGCCACCUGGCAACCGAACAGACUGAUCCCCACGACAAGAGUGCCCCAGGAGAGGAUGCGCCAGUGACAGCACAACUAAUCAAGAAGACCAAGCUUACCCCGACGAUUACGAGAUAUCGCUACGCCCUCGCCGACCCAUCAGUGCUGGGACCGUGGAAGCCAGGACAGUAUGUGACCAUGGAUUUCUCGAAGGAGCUGGACAUGGGGUACUCGCACAUGCGGGACGACGACCCGACAAGCCUGAAUGACGACUACCUCCGCACAUUCACCGUCUCGUCAGUCCCAGGAUCCCUCGGCGUACACGGCGAAGAAUUCGAGAUCACAUUGCGCAAAGUCGGUGGCGUCACCAAAUGGCUCGAGUGGCAGCAUCAGGGGAUGCUAGAAGUGGGUAUCAGAGGUUUCGGCGGAGAAUUCGCAUUCGAUCAAACGGAACACAAGACGAUCGGGUUCAUUGCAGCUGGAAUCGGCAUCACGCCGCUGCUGGGCCAGAUGGGUUCUCUGGAUGCCCCUAAGAUCAAGGUUCUAUGGAGUCUAGGCAUCAAAGACGUUGGUCUCGCAGUGGACAUCUUCACACAAUAUCCAGUGCUGAAGGAUUCCGUCACUAUCUUCCUCACAGGCGACGAGUCGCUGCUGGAGCAGCGCCCGAACGAGAAGCUCAAGCUGAAGGAGUUGAAGGCCCUAGGAUCCCAGAUCGAGCGGCGGCGGCUGCAAAAGGAUGAUUUGUCGAAAGUGGAUGCGCUCGUGGAUAAGUGGUAUCUCUGUACAGCGCCGGCGUUGAGAAAGAUUGUGCAGGACUGGUUGCCGGGGAAGGCAAUUGUUUAUGAAAAUUUCAACUAUUAA